Molecule: messenger RNA, 3818 nt
Organism: Meira miltonrushii
Lineage: Eukaryota; Fungi; Basidiomycota; Exobasidiomycetes; Exobasidiales; Brachybasidiaceae
Product: putative ATP citrate lyase subunit 1
Exons: 1
Coding region: 198-3665 (1155 amino acids)
Biological process (GO): citrate metabolic process; fatty acid biosynthetic process; acetyl-CoA biosynthetic process
Cellular component (GO): cytosol
Molecular function (GO): ATP citrate synthase activity
Source: RefSeq, a predicted model, not a curated record
AAUCAAUAAUAAAGUUUUUGUUGGUCUUUCCGCUACAAACGCAACUCUGGGAAGAGUCAACAGCAACAACAAACUUCUCUCCUUUCUCCUCACAGUGCUCCAAAAAAGACUUGUUUGUGUUUAAAACAGGUCAACGCUCAUAAUUAUCACUUCUUUCCUUUUAACUUUCAUACCUCCUCCUCCUACCACUUCACAAAAUGUCUUCAAAGGCAAUCCGUGAAUUCGAUGCAAAGUUGCUCGUUAACUAUUGGUUGCCUCGUGCUCCUUUAGCACAUGCUUCUUGCAGUGUUUCAGAAAACUUUAAAGCUCCAGCUCCUAAAGUCGCACAAAUCGCUUGGGAUGCUGCAACAAACACAAUCACACCCGAAGAAGCUUUACCAGCUUGGGUUCACAACACAAAAUUGGUCGCAAAGCCAGAUCAAUUGAUCAAAAGACGUGGAAAGGCAGGAUUACUCAAACUAAAUUCAGAUUGGAAAGAUGCAAAAGAAUGGAUCUCUGAACGUGCAGGAAAACCACAAAAAGUGGAAACAGUUACAGGAACUUUGAGUAACUUUAUCGUUGAACCUUUUGUUCCUCAUCCUUCCAAUGCAGAAUUUUACGUUUGCAUCAACUCUACACGUGAAGGAGAUUGGAUCCUAUUCACACAUGAAGGAGGUGUAGAUGUAGGAGAUGUAGACGCAAAAGCACUCAAAUUAUUGAUUCCAGCAAACCCAGAAGACGCUUUCCCAUCAAGAGCACAAUGGACUGAAACCCUCCUACAAGGCGUUCCAGAUGCCAGCAAAAAGGAACUCUUGACUGAUUUCCUCAUCCGUCUAUACAGUGUUUACGUCGAUUUGCACUUUGCUUACCUCGAAAUCAACCCUCUCGUCUGCCUUGACGAUGGCACAAUCGCAUACCUUGAUAUGGCUGCCAAAUUAGAUCAAACAGCCGAUUUCAUCUGCGGUCCCAAAUGGGCCAUUGCUCGUGAUCCUUCAAUCUAUAUGGGAACAAGCAUCUCUGCUCCAGCCAAAGGUGAAGAACGCGGUCCACCAAUGUACUGGCCAGCACCAUUCGGUCGUGAUUUGACAAAAGAAGAAGCAUACAUUGCCAAAUUGGACGCAGGAACUGGGGCUUCUCUCAAAUUGACAGUCUUGAACGCAAAGGGACGUAUCUGGACAAUGGUUGCCGGUGGUGGUGCCUCUGUCGUAUACAGUGAUGCUAUUGCUGCUCACGGUUUUGCUGAUGAAUUGGCAAACUAUGGUGAAUACUCUGGUGCACCAACUGAAACACAAACUUACGAAUACGCCAAGACAUUGUUGGACCUCAUGACCCGUGGUACCCCACACCCUGACGGAAAGAUUUUGAUCAUUGGUGGUGGUAUCUCUAACUUCACCUCUGUCGCUGCCACUUUCAAGGGUAUCGUUCGUGCUCUCAAGCAAUUUCAAUCUCUUUUGGUUGCUCACAAAGUACGCAUCUUUGUCCGUCGUGGUGGACCAAACUACCAAGAAGGUCUGCAAGCAAUGCGUCUCUUGGGUGAAACUCUUGGUGUCGAAAUGCACGUCUACGGACCUGAAGUUCACAUCACCUCCAUUGUUCCUCUCGCUCUUGGUUUGAUUAAGCCAGAUGACAUCAACUUGGAAGACACAAAGAUUGCCAUCCCUGCUUCUGGUGCUCAAACUCCCGUUGGUGGACAACCAAACGGCAACAGUGCCGAACACAAGCCAACCGGAUCAGUCAACUUUGAGACCGGAGAGCGUGUUCAACCUCAAGAUCAAAUUGUCACCUUCAACCCCGUCACCGGAGCAGCUCAACGUCCUGAGCACUUGCCAUUCGACGAAAACACCCGCUGUCUCGUUUAUGGUCUGCAAUCUCGUGCAAUUCAAGGUAUGUUGGACUUUGACUACUCUUGCGGCCGUAAGACUCCAUCAGUGGCUGCAAUGAUCUACCCAUUCGGUAGCAAUGCUUUGAAUAAGUUCUACUGGGGUACAAAGGAAACAUUGGUGCCUGUCUACACCUCCGUUCAAGAAGCUGUCAAGAAGCACCCCGAUGCAGAUGUAAUUGUCAACUUUGCAUCUUCCCGUUCAGUCUACUCUUCCACUUUGGAAAUCUUGCAACUUCCUCAAAUCCGUGCUUUGGCUCUCAUUGCUGAAGGUGUUCCAGAACGUCAUGCCCGUGAAAUCUUGCACCGAGCAAAGAAGGCAGGUGUUUUGAUCAUCGGUCCAGCCACCGUUGGUGGUAUUAAGCCAGGCUGCUUCAGAAUCGGUAACUCUGGUGGUUCAAUGGAAAACAUUGUUGCCUCCCGCUUAUACCAAGCCGGUUCAGUUGCAUACGUUUCCAAAUCCGGAGGUAUGUCUAACGAAUUGAACAACGUUUUGUCUCUCAUGACCGAUGGUACCUACGAAGGUAUUGCCAUUGGUGGUGACAGAUACCCUGGUUCCACUUUCAUUGAUCACAUGUUGCGUUACCAAAAGGACCCCAACUGCAAGGUCAUGGUCUUGUUGGGUGAAGUUGGUGGUGUUGAAGAAUACCGCGUUAUCGAAGCCGUUCAACAAGGUAUUAUCACCAAGCCAAUCGUUGCUUGGGCUAUUGGUACUUGCGCCAGCAUGUUCACAACCGAGGUUCAAUUCGGUCACGCCGGUUCGAUGGCGAACAGUGAUUUGGAAACUGCCAAGGCAAAGAAUGCAGCAAUGAGAAAGGCAGGAUUCUUGGUUCCUGACACCUUUGAACAAUUGCCAGGCUUGCUCAAGUCAACCUAUGAAAAAUUGGUAAGCAAUGGUUCCAUUAUUCCCAAACCACGCCGUCAACCACCAAAGAUCCCAAUGGACUACAAACAAGCACAAGAAUUGGGAUUGGUCCGUAAACCAGCUGCUUUCAUCUCUACCAUUUCCGAUGAACGUGGAUCUGAAUUGAUGUACUCUGGUGUCAAGAUUUCCGAAGUGUUCGACUCUCAAAUGGGCAUCGGUGGUGUUAUCUCUUUGUUGUGGUUCAAGCGUCGUUUGCCUGACGUGUACACCAAAUUCAUCGAGAUGGCCAUCAUGUUGUGUGCCGAUCACGGUCCAGCUGUCUCUGGUGCUUUGAACACCAUCGUUACUGCUCGUGCUGGUAAGGAUCUUGUCUCUUCUUUGGUUUCCGGUCUUUUGACUAUUGGUGACCGUUUCGGUGGAGCUUUGGACGGUGCAGCCCGCAUGUUCACAUCUGGUUUGGACAGAGGAUUGACUGCACGUGAAUUGGUCGAUGAAGCUCGUCGUAACGGUGUUCUCUUGCCAGGUAUCGGUCACAAGAUCAAAUCAGUUUCCAACCCUGACUACCGUGUCCAAGUCGUCAAAGAAUACGUUCUCAAGAACUUCAAGACUCACCCAACAUUGGAUUACGCUUUGGCCGUUGAACGUGUUACAACCCAAAAGAAGGAUACUUUGAUCUUGAACGUUGAUGGAUGCAUUGCUGUUUGCUUUGUUGAUCUUUUGCGUGAAUCCAGUGCAUUCACCCGUGAAGAAGCUGAUGAUUACAUCAAGAUGGGAGGUUUGAACGCAAUCUUUGUUUUGGCUCGUUCGAUCGGUUUCAUUGGACACUUUUUGGAUCAAAAGCGUCUGCGUGCACCUCUUUACCGUCACCCUGCUGACGAUUUCAUGUUGGAAAUGACUGAACCUCCACGUAUCCAAGUUGAUGGUCGUCGUGCUCUUCAAUGAGUUCUCCCAUAUCACUCUCUUUUCUAUUUCACACAAAAAAUGUUCAAAAAUUGUACUAAUUGUUCCGCUUCAUACGGUUUUCCCUAUAGUUUCAUUACCUCUUUUCGUCUCUUGAUGUGACUUCCAUUCCUCACUAGGGCAAUGAGAAUAGAC